Gavialis gangeticus (Gharial) is the source of this 1937-nucleotide messenger RNA. RefSeq names its product tumor protein p63 regulated 1 (gene TPRG1). Bases 493 to 1293 code for a protein of 266 amino acids. The record is from RefSeq and is a predicted model, not a curated record. Gene Ontology annotation, cellular component: cytoplasm. Lineage: Eukaryota; Metazoa; Chordata; Crocodylia; Gavialidae. The transcript has 6 exons.
GUUGGUGGAUGCAUAACGCAUGCUAUCUGUUACCAGUGGGUUACAGCCCCAUUGAGCCCAGUCUCACCCCUGAUAAGACCUGGGUGGAGACAGUCCCAAAGCUACCACACCUGCAAAAUCAAACAGCAGGGAACCAGCUACAACCAAGUUCUGCCUUUAGCCUGUGUGACACUUUUUCACUUUGCAGCUGCUACUCUGAACGUAUGCCCUAAACUUUUGCAAAUUGACUGGCUUCAACUGUUCCCACUUCCUUGCUCACUUUUUUUCUGGAUGGACUCCUUUGAGAGACAAAAGGACACCCACCCUGAGCUGGAUGUGAGCUUUCCAUAAGACAGCAGGUUUCUCUUUUUCUCCCAGUCGUUGUCAUCUGAGCGUCCUGGUCGGUCAUCUUGAAUUUUGGACGCGCCGCCCGGUCUGACUUCUCUGCUGACCGGACCACCUGAGAUUAAGAGCCAGGUUCUUGACACAGCUCACCUGGAACAGGCUGUUGACAUGUCAGAGGAUGAAAACAACCAGGAGUUCGAGACAGAAGAACUGGAAGAGAAACAUGGUGGGGACAUUCCUGAGCCCAGGUUGGCUACCGAUGUGAAGGACCCUUCUACAUCUGCCACAUCUGCUUCUUACCCAAGGCCUCAUGUCAAGCAGUUCAUUGCGAGGAAAUUUUUCGUGACCAGGCCAGGAGCAUUGGACCAAGCCAUAGAAGACAUCAGCACCCGUGUCAUUGAGAAUGCAGGAGAAACCACGGACAGCUUUUGGCUUCUGACUGAGGUGGAUCACUGGAACAACGAGAAGGAGCGGAUCGUGGCAAUCACGGACUCUGCCCUCCUGGUCUGCAAAUAUGAUUUCAUCAUGCUCAGCUGCCUCCAGGUGCAGCGCAUCCCUCUCAGCCACGUCGACCGCGUCUGCAUCGGCCAGUUCACCUUCCCUGAGAGGUCUCUGAGCAAGAGAGAGGGAGAAGGCUUGCGAAUCCACUGGGAUAAUCUGAAAGAACCGUCUUUCCUGUCCCGCUGGAACCCAUGGUCCACAGAGAUCCCGUAUGUCACGUUCAUGGAGCAUCCCAUGAAGGGCAGCAGUCAGAGGUUCGCUGACAUCUGCCAGAUGUCCAUGUUCAGUGCUCAGCUGGUCCAGGUGAUUCAGAAAGCCCAGAGGAAGAAUCCGCCACCAGGCAACCCCACUGGAGUUAUGGUGCUCAACCAGUCCCUCUUGAUCGACACCUAUGUGGGGCUAAUGUCUUUCAUCGGCAACAGCAACAAGCUGGGUUAUGCCAUUGCCCGUGGGAGCUUUGGUUUUUGAACACCCUGCAUGGCGGGGGAGAGCUUUGUGGGUCCCUUUUGAUUUGCUCACUUUUUCCACUGGUCUUUUCAAGUCUGCAUAGGGCAUCCUUCCUUAAGGGCUAAGGUUAUGAAUCAUCCCUUCAUGAGGCAGGUAUCAAGAGGCACAUGCCCAUUUAACCCAACAUAGGUCCUAUUUUGAGGACGUAAAGAUUUGAGGACCUAAAGAUUGAGGACAUAGCAGGCUGGUCCUGACCCCAUGCUCAGGUUUUCCUGGGCUGCUUGGGUCCUGCUACAUUAGUUAUAACCUCUGUGCAGUGUGUGCUUUAGAAGUGGAUCAAAACAAGAAGCCAAGACCCAAAUGCUGCCAAAUCUGGUGGGGCACAGCUUUUGGAUAGGAAGUUAACUUUGACAGCUCUUGCCCAUCCACAGGGUUUUGUGAACCCUCUCACUCAAAGUAGCCUUCCACAUCCCUCUGGCUCAUUGCUAAUGGCAAUACAAAGAUAGGGCUCCUUAGAGCUGAGGGUACCUUAGUGCAAGGUAGACGUGGGUCCUAGCCAGCAAGGUAGACGUGGGUCCUAGCUAGCAAGGUAGACGUGGGUCUUAGCUAUCCAGGUAGACUUGGGUAAUAGCCAGCAAUGUAGCCAGCAUUCCCCACUUCCUCUA